AUGUGGGGACCCGGAAGUGAGAGGCCGGGGCCCCGCUAGACCUGGGGUGGAUUGGUUUCUAUAUCUCGCCGAGGGUUCCCACUUGGCCCUCAGUAAGGGUCAAGACGCAGGGACUAGUACCAAAGGGGAGCAAAGCAGGGCUCUGCCUGAGGCCCCUAGGACCUCUGUCUCCCAAUGUCGGAGGAAUCCAACACGUGACUGGUGGGAAAGCCCUCACCGAAUAGAAGAACUUUGUAAGCUCAGAAGAUGCCACCCGACCUGCCUUCCCUGCUGCUGCGGCUUAUGGUCCUGCUGCUGCUGACCCAGGCAGAAGCUCGCUCCUUCGUAGUGGAUCGGGAACAUGACAGAUUCCUCCUGGAUGGGGUCCCCUUCCGCUAUGUUUCUGGCAGCCUGCACUACUUUCGAGUACCGCGAGUUCUGUGGGCCGACCGGCUUCUCAAGAUGCAGUUGAGCGGCCUCAACGCUGUGCAGUUUUAUGUGCCUUGGAACUACCAUGAGCCAGAGCCUGGGAUCUAUAACUUUAAUGGCAGCCGGGACCUCAUUGCCUUCCUGAAUGAGGCAGCUAAAGUGAACCUGUUGGUUAUUCUGAGACCAGGACCUUACAUCUGUGCUGAGUGGGAGAUGGGAGGUCUCCCCUCUUGGUUGCUUCGAAACCCUAAUAUUCAUCUGAGAACAUCAGAUCCUGCCUUCCUUGAAGCUGUGGACUCCUGGUUCAAGGUCUUGCUGCCAAAGAUAUAUCCAUUUCUCUACCACAAUGGGGGCAACAUCAUUAGCAUUCAGGUGGAGAACGAAUACGGUAGCUACAAGGCCUGUGACUUCAAGUAUCUGAGACACUUGGCUGGCCUCUUCCGUGCAUUACUAGGAGACAAGAUCUUGCUUUUUACCACAGAUGGGCCUCAAGGACUCAGAUGUGGCUCCCUUCAGGGACUCUAUACCACUGUAGAUUUUGGCCCAGCUGACAAUGUGACCAGAAUAUUUUCCCUGCUUCGGGAGUAUGAACCUCAUGGGCCAUUGGUGAACUCGGAGUACUAUACAGGUUGGCUGGAUUACUGGGGCCAAAAUCACUCCACACGGUCCAGUCCAGCUGUAGCCCAAGGACUAGAAAAAAUGCUCAAGUUGGGAGCCAGUGUGAACAUGUAUAUGUUCCAUGGAGGUACCAACUUUGGAUACUGGAAUGGAGCUGACGAGAAGGGACGCUUCCUUCCAAUUACUACCAGCUACGACUAUGAUGCACCCAUAUCUGAAGCAGGGGACCCUACACCUAAGCUUUUUGCAAUUCGAAAUGUCAUCAGCAAGUUCCAGGAAAUUCCCUUGGGACCUUUACCUCCUCCCAGCCCCAAGAUGAAGCUUGGACCUUUGACUAUGAGCCUGGAUGGGAAUUUGCUGUCUUUCCUAGACUUUCUCUGCCCGCAAGGCCCCAUCUAUUCAGUUUUGCCAUUGACCUUUGAGGCUGUUAAACUGGACCAUGGCUUUAUGUUGUACAGGACCUAUCUGACUUAUCCUGUUUUAGAACCAACACCAUUCUGGGUGCCAAAUAAUGGAAUUCAUGACCGUGCCUAUGUGAUGGUAGACGGGGUAUUGAAGGGCGUUCUGGAGCGGAGUUUGAAACAAGAACUGUAUUUGACUGGGACAGUAGGGACCAGGCUGGAUAUAUUGCUAGAGAAUAUGGGGAGGCUCAGUUUUGGGUCUAACCACAGUGACUUCAAGGGCCUGUUAGAACCUCCACUGCUGGGGCAGAGCAUCCUCACUGAGUGGAUGAUGUUCCCUCUCAAGGUGGAUAAGCUUGUAAAGUGGUGGUUCCCCCUGCAGCUGAUGAAAAGAGCCCUGCCUCAAGCUUCCUCUGUCCCUGCCUUCUAUUCCGCAAAGUUUCCAGUUUUCGGCUUGCUUGGGGACACAUUUCUCUAUCUACCUGGAUGGACCAAGGGUCAAGUGUGGAUCAAUGGGUUUAACUUGGGCCGGUACUGGACAAUGCGGGGUCCACAACAAACCCUAUACGUGCCAAGACUGCUGCUGUUUGGUAGAUCAAUCAACAAAAUCACUUUGCUGGAGCUAGAAAAUGUGCCUCAUAACCCCCAAGUCCAGUUUUUGGAUAAGCCUAUCCUCAAUAGCACUUUGCAUUGGGGGUAUAACUUUCUUCUCUCAGAAACACAAGGUUCCUUUGAACCAAUGGAGUUAAGUGGGCACUGAAAGAAAGAUGACCCUGGAGUCUGAGACACAGGGCAGCAUCCUUUGGUGAUGAUCACAGUGACCAUAAAGAAGGCUACAAUCCCUCUGACUGUAAGUACACACAGUUUUCUUGCCAAACUUUAUUAUGAUUAAAAUUCCAAAG
Messenger RNA from Mus caroli (Ryukyu mouse), 2329 nucleotides. It is a transcript of the gene Glb1l, whose product is annotated as galactosidase beta 1 like. Gene Ontology annotation, biological process: carbohydrate metabolic process. Lineage: Eukaryota; Metazoa; Chordata; Mammalia; Rodentia; Muridae. The record is from RefSeq and is a predicted model, not a curated record. Gene Ontology annotation, molecular function: beta-galactosidase activity.